This is a messenger RNA of Toxorhynchites rutilus septentrionalis, 12811 nucleotides long. Its product is annotated as feline leukemia virus subgroup C receptor-related protein 2. The transcript has 10 exons. Lineage: Eukaryota; Metazoa; Arthropoda; Insecta; Diptera; Culicidae. Gene Ontology annotation, molecular function: heme transmembrane transporter activity; heme binding. The record is from RefSeq and is a predicted model, not a curated record. Gene Ontology annotation, biological process: heme export; transmembrane transport. Gene Ontology annotation, cellular component: membrane. Bases 1913 to 3334 code for a protein of 473 amino acids.
GCACGACUUGUUUUUGUUGCACAACUAAAGCUGUUAUUCAUUGCGUACAUUUAGGCUGUUCGACGCGAUGUGACACUCGUGUAAUUCGUGUGGUAUCAUUCAGGAGUCCUUUAAACAUUAACGUCAAAGUUGUGUGAUCCGCGCUUUGUUUUUGGUAACCGAAAUUAACGCGAUUUCCCCCCUUUUCCUGCCUUGGCGCGAAAAAAACAAACAGCCCUCGCGUUUCGUCUCAAUCUGGUGAGAGCAUCUCUCGGCAGAACUCGGAUGAUGCCUCGUGCUCGGGCAGCACGAGCUGUUUGAUGGCAACCCUUCCGUGAUAAGACCGGGAUCUAAGCACUCGCUCGUGCAACUCGCUUGGGCCAGGACGUGUUUUGUGUUUUGUACGUGGGUAGCGUUGGUCUCGCGCGGUCGGUUCCCCUGGCGGCAGCAGCAGCAUCCUUUGUGCGUCUACACGUAGAGUGACAUAAUUCCUAACGGCGAGCAGAACGAAUCGCUAUUAGCGUUUCAACCAUCGUUCGAGCUGCACGUAAUUUUCGCAACCCCACUUCGCAGUGUCCAAUUACAAGCGGGCUUUUUGAUUGGCAAAUUUAAAUGCGGAAGCGCAUUAUUGUUGUUGUUACCAAGCAUUGUUGAGGUGUGUCAAUGUUUUUUUGAUUCGUCCCAUUCCGGAGGGAGAGCGAGAAUAGGUGGUGUGGAUAUUGAUGCCGAUAGUAAACCUCCGGCGUUGAUAACAAAAAAGUUCACGGCUGAUUAGCGGAUUGAACGAGAAUUUCCGCUCGGUUAUAUGAUUAAUACGGUUACAAUGAUGUAUUGACGGUUGUCUGUCUCACAGUGCUGUUACUUCGAACACCCGUUAAUGAGUGAAGAUUAUCAUCGGUGUUGAGUGCUACAUUCGAUAUCUGGUGAAGAAUUUGGCUUCAAUGAUAAGAGAAGCGGAAAAUUUAAUGAGUGCUAAGAAAGUGACAGUUGAAUAUAACUGAUUCCGGCAGAUACAAACACCAAGCACCUGAGGUGGUCGCGCGUGGGAACUACCAAAAUAAUCACACAACACACACACACACGUACAUACUGGAACUCGGAAAAAGUUUACCUUGCUUGCUGGCCCUGCGAUUGCAGCAGAGAUUCGCGCGAAGUGGGAGAAAAAUAAAAACAAUCGCUGGAAUUCUACAGAGGUUCACGGUUCCAUCGAUACCAAUUACCACCCACCGCCGCCCAACCGUAAAUAGAGCCUCGUCUUGCUGCUCAGCAAAAAAAAAGGAGGAAUGAAAAUUUUGCUAUUAUUGUCAUAGAUACUAUCACCACCACCUCAGCGAAGUAAGUGAGCAGCUUCAGCAGAAUCGAACCAAAUUGCACGAAACCAAGCAGAAAUAAAUCAAUAUUUUAUACAAUUUUAUUAAUAUUUAACGACUACGGAGAACCGGUGUCGGUGGGACACCAGAUGAAAGGUGGGGCACUCGUGAAAUAAUCAGCAUGAUCACGACGCUGCAGCAUCCAUCGAUUGUUGGUCUAUUUUGGGAGCAAUAAUCGGGACAGUUGGGGGAAAAAUCGAUGCAAUGCGAACGUGGCAAUAAUUUGAUUUCGGUGGGCUGAGAUAAACGGAAAAAUCAAGGGUGAAACAAUCUCACACGGAAAAUUUUACCCCACAUAACCCCACAGCACAGAUCGCCCCAGUAGAAGCAGUAGAAACGUAACGACAAUAAUAAUAGUACCUUAUAGUGUUUAGAUUUUACCAAAGCCAAGAGUAACUCAUUUCAUAAUCAAGUAAAAAAAAAACAACAAGAAACCCCGAAUCAAGUGCCGUUCCAGUUGUUGUGCGGCAGGACAAAGGAUUUUUUGAAGCUCUCUCUCUCUCUCUGUGUCUAUCUCUUGUUGCGGAAGGACUCAUUCAUCGCGAACACUCACGCCGCACACAAUGGAUCUAAAGCACUCGAAUGUUCCGGAGGUGACGGUCCCGGCGGAUGCCUACAUGCCCGGUAGCAAAUCCUCUGAUCUAAUCAAGCCGCCCACCAAUGGAUCCAGCGUGACGCUGGAUGCCCCGGGACUGCAACCCGGAGAGUUUAAGGUGUAUGGUCGACGAUGGAUAGUGCUGGCAAUCUUUGUGAUGUACUCCGCCUCGAAUGCACUCCAGUGGAUCCAGUACAGUAUUAUUGCGAACAUAGUUCAAAGAUAUUAUAACAUUAGCAGCACAUGGGUCGACUGGACGUCGAUGAUUUUCAUGAUCCUCUACAUUCCACUAAUCUUUCCGGCCAGCUGGAUUCUGGAUAAAUUGGGCCUCCGGAUCGCGGCCAUCAGCGGAGUGCUGGGCACUUGCUUAGGUGCCUGGAUCAAGUGUUUCUCCGUACAGCCGGAUCUGUUCUGGGUUGGCUUCGUCGGCCAAUCGAUCGUGGCCGCAUCGCAAGUAUUCAUCCUCUCGCUACCGGCCAAAGUGGCGGCGGUGUGGUUUGGCCCCGAUCAGGUAUCCUCGGCAUGCAGCAUCGGUGUGUUCGGAAAUCAGCUCGGAGUUGCGCUUGGGUUUCUGUUGCCACCUGUGCUGGUGGAAAAUCACGAUGACUUGAGUCUGGUGGGCGAAGAUUUGAGGAUCAUGUUCUAUAUUGUGGCCGGCUUCACCAGUCUGCUUGUUGUGCUGGUAUUAAUCUUUUUCAAAGCGGCACCACCAACCCCUCCGUCGGCAGCUCAGGAAGCUGCCAAAACACCGAACCCGCUGCAAUCAUCUCCCUUCGUGCACUCCAUCAAGCGACUUGUGCUGAACAGAAACUACGCCCUGCUGCUGAUCUCCUACGGGAUGAAUGUGGGAGUGUUCUACGCAAUCUCUACUCUGUUGAAUCAGAUCGUGCUGACCCACUAUCCGGGGCAUGAAGUGGACGCCGGUCGCAUUGGCGUCUGCAUCGUCUUCGCAGGAAUGAUGGGCUCCGUCGCCUGCGGAAUUGUGCUCGAUAAGACCCAUCGAUUCAAGGAGACAACACUGGCUGUUUAUGUCUUCACCAUGAUUGGAAUGUGGAUCUACACCUUCACCCUGUCCAUCGGUCACAUCUCGGUGGUUUACAUCACAUCGUCCCUGUUGGGUUUCUUCAUGACGGGCUACCUGCCGGUGGGUUUCGAGUUUGCGGCCGAGCUCACCUACCCGGAGCCGGAGGGAACCUCGACGGGGCUGUUGAACGCAGCGGCGCAGGUCUUCGGCAUCGCAUUCACCAUGAUCUACUCGGAGAUACUGAACAGCAGCGGGGACAUCAUCGCGAACGUUACAAUGGCUGUGAUGCUAUGCGUGGGUUCGAUCGUCACCGGCAUCAUCCGAUCGGAUCUCCGCCGCCAAGCGGCCCAAAAUCCGAACCCUUAAACCCGGUUACCUGGAAUGGUGCUUUUUUCAGCAAACAAGAUUUUAAAAAGUGUUGUGCUCUAGGAGGAUAGAUUUAGAUUUUUAUAUUAAGCUGUUAUUUAUGCUCGCCGUAAUUGUUGUCCAUAUGGAAGAAUAUUAGCAGUUCUUCGACUUUAUUUUUAUACAAUCUGCAAAUGGUGAUUUUUUAUCGAGCAGUUGUCAAGCGGUUGACUUGUAUCCAUGGAAAAGUUCCAUUUGUAAAUAAUUAUCUCUGCAAUAUUCCUCCCCAGCCAACGGAGCAAUUCGUCACGUAUCCACCGGAGCAGCACAAUUCUGUUGCUGUCGUUGAGAAGGAUGCUGCGGUGGGAAGCGAUUUUGUUUGCGCCACUAGCUUCGGAUCAUUAAAUUUCACACUUUCGUGCAUCUUUCGUUAGCAGGCUUUGGACCCGGACCAUUCCGAAGAAAACUGCAGCACUCCAUUUGUCAGAAUCGUGAUAAAGUCGAUUUGUUUCGUUCGCUCCACCGACGGCGUCGUUGCCGAGAGGACUAGUUUUGUUUGGAUGAGUUAAGACUUUCCUCGAGAAACGCCUCCAGGCGCUCUCGUUGGUCGUAUAUUUAUGAAAACUUCACUGAGAAGCCUAGUCUCAGCUUAUGACACCUUCCAUUGCGAAACAAUUUCUCUAACAGCCGUCAGAUUACGGAAAGUUACUGAAAAAAAAUUCCCCACAUUAAAUGUUAAAUCCUCUUCGCCGGGUCAGCCCCAACCAAGGGCACGAACGUGAGGCCAUUAUGCAAAGUGGUUCAGCAACAGCGAAAAAAAAAAUAGAAAGAAACAGCCAACGUCCAGCAGCCGAACCAUUUUUCACAGUCCGCCGACCAAACUGACCAUUAAUUCAAUUUCACCCUUCUCAAAUUAGGAGCGCCGGGGAUGGAUCGACUCCGGACAAUCGGAGUCGGAUGUUCGGAGAAAAAGGAUCAAAAUUAAUUGAGUGGCAGCUUAUUUUCCGUUGCCCCCUUCGGGAAGCGCUUUGUGUGGUGGCAUUUAAUCCCAAGAUUGCAUCGGCAAGCUGGCCCAUCAUUGUUAUUGAGUUUUGUUCGAAAUUUAGAGGAAAGUAUAGUUUCCGCUUUUUCUUUUUUUUCUCAACUGUGACAACAAAAGUGGAAUCUCUUUUGAUUUCCGUGUAAAUGCUGGCAAUAGAAAUCAUCAAUUGAUUUGAAAUAAUUCCACUUGACUGGAUGGACGACAAGAAAUGAUACGACCGGAAACGAAGUAGAAAUUAUUUAUCGAGAACAUCAGUCAAAAUCGAUUCAAGAUGAAAAUACAAGAAGGAAACGAGAUGUAUCAAUAUUUGAAAGUGGAUACUCUUACUUACACAAGACUGUGGACAUAGAAAUACUUCACGUUGGAGCUUGGCGAUAAAUUGAAAAAUUCCCUGUUUACCGUAAUCGUUAUCAACUCAUCAAGUUAAGUGCCUCCCAUGUGAAACUGUGCAACAAUGUCUGUCUUUGUAAUGCAAUUAGAAACUGCUGUUCCGUGUAUGAGCAAAUCAAGAGGAUUUGAUGACGGUAAUGAAGAACGCUCCUUCAACGGUAUUGACCUAUCUGGCCAUAGAGGGGCUGUGGGAGGAAAAUAAGUAUAUCAACAAUCUCAAGUGCACUAAUUAAUUGGACUUUAUUACUUCGUAAUUAUAACGCCGGUAUCUGAGCAAAUCGAAACCCGUGAGAUUUAUUUCAUAGCUAAGUUUAUUGAAAACAAUGAGAGUCACGUAUACUUCUACCUAUACUUAACAUCCAACCGAUGCUAUUUGGAUUUGACAGAUUGGUCCGAGGUUAGUGUGAAUUUGUGGGUUAAUUUGUGCGUAGUCGCUGCGGGAUACUUUCUAUUGGGUUCUUCUGUAGGAGCAUUGAGUCACUGUGCAGGCCAGCCAUUUGGCUGAACCCUUUGGCCAGAGACAUUUGUAUCUGUAAAGAGUAUGGGCCAGCUCUCGAAUGUCACUUCACGGUGGAAACGAAACGAAUUGUAUGCAAGGUUCUGUAUACUUUAUUUCGUUUUCUCCGUGAAGUGUGUACGGGAAUAAGGUCUUAUGAAGGGUUGCCAACUAUAAUUUUCAAAAAUCAGGGAAAAUAAAAAUAAAAAUCAGGAUAAAUCAGGAUAGCUCGUUUUGGGAUGUCCGGAAAGUUCUUGCCGAUUUUUAGGAGAUCAUAAGCAUCAUUUUUAUAGGCAGACAUACAUUUAUUCAAUUUUAUGUGCACAGUUUUGUUCCAUAAUCUUUCUCCAUGUCUCAUACAGCUUUAAAAUUUUAUCCUAUCAGAUCAUACUCGCUUUCUCAUCGAAAACUGUUCAAGUUAUUGUUAUGCUGUCCAUAGAAUCGAAGUUCUUGCCCUUACAUGAAUUUUGUAAGGCCCUGAACCUGUGAUAAUCUGAGGGUGUAAGAUCCGAUUAGUUUGAGAAAUUGUAAUAUAGGAUAUACUACCAUGACUCCAAAAUAAUUUAUUGUGUAAUUUUUCGAGACAUACCGUUUAGCGUUGGCUUGAUGGAAAGGCGACGUCUAUCGCGUAGACGAUUGGCUUCAAAACGGCAUAUUCGUUACAUUUAUAAAUCGAGCCGCAGAUUGAAAUACAAUCCAUUGAAGGCAUUUCGUUCAAAUUGUGUGGAACCCACAUAUCGUCUCAAAAUACGUAACCAAGCUUUAGCAGAUGCUCAUCGACGGUGGAUUUAGUUAUCUGCUUUACAAAGAAAAUCUACUAAACAUCUAUAACCCUGUAAUCUUUGACAUAGGAGAGAGAAAAAAAAUCUCGCGAAAUAAUCCCCAAUGUUCAUUCAUUCAAUUGACGUUGACGGUUUUAUUUUCUGCGAAAUGUGAAGCGUGAAAUUGUGAACCGAAAAACAUAAUGGAUUUUCAGGUGGAAUAAACGCACUAGGUGUUUUGAGCGUUCAAAUAAAUAUUGAUACGGAAUAAUAAAUAACAAACGAAAGAAAGAGCAAUCACUAUACAAGGGAGAACCGGAGAGCUUUCGUUUGUAAGCUAUUCUAACAGUUCUCAUUUCCAGCCAGUAAAACUUUGACAGGAAUCCCGGUAGGGGAAAUCAGAGUAAAACUGACACGCUGAGGAUUUCCACAUAUUUCCAGGACUUCCAGUGUUUCUUCGACUUCAAAUGGUUACAGAACUUCUCUUCAACUAUUAAUGAACCGUUCUACAGUAUCUGAUGAUCAUUUUUUGAAUAGAACUCGAUUUUUUAUUGAAUACAAAUUCUACUAUAUCGAAUAUGAUUUGAACAAAUUAGGACGAAGAAACGCUUAAAUCUAUCCCAUUUAGCUCGAUAUGUGCGAGUGACCAGUUUGCCCCCACUAGGUGACCACUUUACCUCCAAGCAAAAAAAAAGUUCGUUUUUUCACCUUUUUUCUAAUGAUGAAAAGAGUACUAUUUUGAUUUUUUUAGUAAAAACCGUUUGCUAUCUUGAAGAAAAAUGAGUUGAACUAUGAUAUUCUUCGAGAAACGGGAAUUGAAUCGGUAUGUGGACGCAGGAAAUGGGCCACUAUGCCCCCACUUUCUCUAUUCGAAUCUGUUCUAACCAAAACAGCGGAAAAUGUAACUGGUCUUAUAUAAACUCGACACUUGAAAAAUACAAAACACAUUUGUUUACGCUCAGCGAUUGCACACACACAUAUGAAAGUCAUGCAGAGUGCGGUAGUUACCAAUACCAGUCCACUAGAAUAUAAAUAGAAGCGUUGUUUGUUUACAAUGAAACAAAACAGCAAGCUCGUCUCUUGACUUCUGCCUACUACAUUUUUCUGUACACCGCUGUAUAUUGUUCUGAGCGCUUCCCAGAGCUAUCAGUUUUGGUGAAGGUAGUGGUAAAGAUCGAAUCCUUUUGAAACAAUUCGCGGAACAAUGUUCCGUUUUUCAGCUUCGUUUCUAUCAAGCUGACGUAAAUGUCACAUUGGACCUUUGCAAAUGUUACGCGAGAAUUAUUAAAGCGUGUUGUAUACACUCAAAAACUAUUGAACCGAUCAGCGUGAUCAUUAUUUGUAUACGAAAACUUUCAAUUGUGUGUUCAUGGAUGGGAGUAUAUUUUUUUUCCUACAUACAUUUAUUGAAUCUUCCAUGAUGUGGAAAUAACAAUAUUUGGUUAUACAUUUAGUUCUAACAGAAUAAAGUAUUACGUUUGUUAUCAAUUCUUACAGUUAAAAUUUCACAUGUGUGCUGGAGCACAACACUAACGUUUGACCACGUUCAAGUAAUUAAGGUUUUUUGUUACCAUAGGUUGACCGAGGCGCCUUGCUAGUGGGUUUAGAUGAUUCUUCACCUUUCCCGCAUAUUUCCUCCUCGUUUUAUGAAGUUCUUCUCUAACCGUUGCCAUCCCUAAGUCUCGAUGCAUGACACUAUUGCGGAUGUACCAAGGGGCGCCAGUAAUUUGUCUUAGCAGUUUAUUUUGUACUCUUUCGAUGAUUUCGAUAUUACUUGCUGAAGCUGUUUGCCAAAGUUGACGGCCAUAAUGCCAAAUAGGCUUCAGCAUGUAUUUGUAUAGAAGUAGUUUAAACUCUAGUUUUAAUUUCGACUUCCUCCCGAUUAGCCAAUGUAUUUGAUUUGCUCGCAAUUUCAUUCGAUUGAGGCACUGCAGAUCCAUUGAACUUGAACCAUUGAACAGAACUUGAUUUGUGGGCAUGUGUUCUGAUUAAGCUUUAAUUCUCCAUUUUUGAAGCCACUUUUCCACGACCGUUACAUGUUCCUGGGGAUCCCGUGAAGCAAUCGUUCUGUUUUUGUGACUGCUGAGAAUAGCUGUGUCAUCUGCGAAUGUUGUAGUCCCUAAGUUCCGCGCGGUCGGGAGAUCAGCUGUGUAGAUGAGAUACAGAAUUGGUCCAAGAACACUGCCCUGAGGAACGCCAGUAUAAAUUUCUCGCUCUGGCGAUAGUGUUUGGUUAUAUCGAACAUUAAACUCUCUUCCCAGAAGGUAAGAACGCAUAAUUUCAUAUACUUGUGGUAGCAUAUUUUUAAUUCUAUAGAGCAGUCCUUCAUGCCAGACUUUAUCGAAUGCUUGAGCUACAUCAAGAAAAAGUGCUAAGCAAUAUCCACGGCCUUCAUAUAGGGGAAAGGGGGGCAGUUUCGGAUGGGGACAGUUUCGGACAACGCUUGUAAAAAUUAAGUGGUACAAUUUUCAACCAAAUUAAAAAUAUAAAUAAGUUAACAGCCCUUCCACCAACAGGUUUGGUUUGGCAUCUCCUGGUCGUUUAUUACUUACGAAAAAAACACAGUGCCCUUUUUCAUACACGUUUCGAAACUUUUGAACUUGAAGUUGUAAGUAUUUCCCUAAUUCCUUUGUGAACGAUUUAGAAAUUUAAGUACACCACCUCAGUUAGUAAGUAAUAUGAAAUGAAAUAAAAUGCAUACAACGGGGAAAUAAAGGUCUAUUUAUUAGAUCAAAUUAUGAUUUGUUUUCUGAUGUUGGUGGGGCACAUUCGGACAUUGUUCACGAGGCUCACAGGUGGUCCAACCGGGUCCAUUGUCUUUUCUAAUUUUCCAACUAACGGUUGCAUAACGGGAAAACUGUUCCUCAAUGUUCUGGAACAUUUGAAAAAGGUAGCAAAAAGCAACAUAAACGAAUCAAUUUCAUAAAAUCAAAAAUCAAUCAAAAAGUUAUUGCACUUUGGAAACAAUUAAAUAUUGCCGAGAAAAUUACACAAUUCAUGUGUCUUUUCCACCUUAUUUCACGAAUCGCUUACAACCGCUGGAUGUUUCAGUUAUGGGCGCUUUAAAGCAAAAGAUCUCAGUUUCCCAGAGCGAUUGGCUACUCAAGCAUCCUGAAAAAAACUAUUUCUAUGCACGACCAUUCAGGUAUAGUUGCAUCGGCUUAUAAUGCUUCUUUCAAUCUGAGUAAUAUCCUAGCUGGAUUCAAAAUGACAGAUUGCUAUCCAUUCUCAAGAAAGGUUUUUUCGGACAAGAAUUUUGAAUGCUCAAAUGAUCUCACCUACUGGAGCGGAGGUAGCAACUGACUCAUCGGGUAAUACAACAAUGCUGCAAAACAUUGCGUCUACAGCACAGAUAGAUUUUACUUUGGCAACUUUGUCCCCGGAAAAUGUUGAACCUUUCCCAAAAACUUCACCGCGGAAAACCAUUACUCGAAAACGGAAGAAAGCAAAAUCACGAAUUUUUACUGACUCUCAUAGCAAGCAGUUUCCUUUCAGACAAAUACUGAUAAACAGAAAAAGGCUGAAAAUAAGAGGAAAUGGAAGUAAUUGUUGAUAAACAUAAAAUUUUAAUUUUUUUUCGUUGUUCGAAAGUGCCCCAGGACUGUGCGAAACUGCCCCACACAUGGGGCACAUUCGGACAAAAAGGCAAUUUUCAAAAAUUCGAAUAAACACUUCGUAAUCUCAUCAACGCACACCUCUAACACGCUCAUAUGAUACAUUGAUGUCCAAAUGACAACCAGGAUUUUUUUUCAAGUUCACAAAAAAUAUUAAAAAUCAAGGAAUAAAAAGUGUCCGAAUGUGUCCCCUUCUCCCCUACUUAUUCAAUAGUGCCAUGUUUUACUCGGAAUCCGAAUUGGUGAUUCGGGAUUAAUCUUUCAAUCACGGGCGCUGAUUUUAUUAGGAUAAUCUCUUCACACACUUUUGAGAAGAUUGGAAGGAUGCUGAUAGGUCUAUAAGAUUCCACUUUCUGUGCGUCUUUACCUGGCUUAGGAAUCAUAAUGAUGGUCGAAAUUUUCCAUGCUUGUGGGAAAUAUCCUAUAUGGGUCAUUGCGUUGAAAAUUCUCGUGAGAUGUUUAAUUGCUAGGUCAGGUGGUUCCUUGAUCAUAUUUCCGUUGAAUGUGGUCGAUACCGGAUGACUUUUUCACAUUGACAUGAUUUUUGAUAACAUGUCUCACCAGCCGAUGUUUGAUUUUCAUUUUGUUUCGGUUUGUAGCACCAGAAAAUUCGAGCGUUCCUUGAUUUGGUCCCGAUUGAUUCGGAGUGAAAACUUUCUGAAGAUGGUUUGCAAAAGUUGCUGCUUUUUCAUCGUCACUUCAGGCCCAAUUACCAGAGGGCAUUCUAAACGGCGGGACCUGUAACUGAGGUCGUUUUAGAUUCUUAGUUGCCUUCCAUAAUGAGUAAUUAGUAUUUUAAUUUGGCGACAAUUUUUCAUCAUUCUCGUCUUGUGAUAGCUUUCUUAAUUUACGUUGUGCCAUAUUGAAUUGGUUUUUAGAUUCUCGCGAUCGUUUGUUUUGCCAGAUACGUCUCAGUUGUCGCUUUUCUGCGACUGCUGCUUUCAUGUGGGAGGCAGUAUUAAUUAGUUCGUGUUUCUUGGUCUUCACGGGUGGGGUAGCUAUCUUCGCAGCAUUCUGUAUGAGUACACUGAGCUGGUUAACUGCGUCCUCGAUAUGAUGUUCGUUAUCCAGGGGUAGAUCGAGAAUGUUAGAGGAGAUAUAUGUCUUAUAUUUUGUCCAGUUCGUUGAAAAGUUAGUGAGAUUAGAUGACUUCUGCUUCACUUCCUUUUCUAUGAAGUAUUCCAGAAGUAUUGGUGAGUGAUCAGAUGAAGCUUCGAUCGUAUUCGUUUACUAUUAAUAUUUUUGUGACAGCGGAAUCUAGCAGGUCCGGAAGUCGUGCAAGAUCCUCUGGCCAGUGUGUCGGUUCGUCGCAUGAUGCAAUGUCAUAGCCAGAGUCAGUGAUAACGUUGUAUAAUACGCGACCACGAGUGGUAAUCAACCUUGAUCCCCAAAAGGUGUGUUUUGCAUUGAAGUCACCAGCGACGAUAAAUCGGAUAGGAUUAUCUAUUCGAUUCUAUAUUCAAAAUCAUGUAUCGUGAAAAUCUGAAAUGUUAUUAUCAAAUAUCAGUUAUCAGGAGUAGCAUGGUGGCAACGGGUAGUUUCGCUGAUAUUCCCAUAACUCUGUUAUCACAUUCAAUUCAGUGACAAAUCGUGAAACUCCAACUAAUAAAAUCUGAACGGAAAUGUGGAACUAGUUAUCACAUUUGCGAAAACCUAUAAACAAGUCAACCGUUUUGGAGUUUUGAAGAAAAAAAACUAAUGUCCCAAAGCACUAAGAUUUCGAUUGCUUGAACCGCAAACAUUAGCAGCCCGAAGAGAGUGAGCGUUUACGGACAAAUGUAAUAGUAAUACAAAUAGUUAGUAUUAGCUGUGAUAAAUUGUUAUUUUGAAUUAGACCACGAUAAUAAGCACAUGGAUGUUAUGACAUUCUAGAUAGUAAGACAAUACAGAGAACCGUAGCAAUUAGUGAACGCAGGUGUGUCCCGAUACGAAAUAGUGGCAGAAAACUCGACAAUAAGAGAAAGACGUUAGAUGCAAAAUUAAAACAACGUUUAUCCAAUACGAAUAUUUACCAAAAACAAAGAUAAAAUCCACCUUUCGAAGAUGUUCAGAGUAACCUAGGAUUGUUAAUGGAAGCGAAUUUAAGAUAAAAGAGAACACUUUUGGAAAUAAACCAAAACACACACAUUAUCCAACGAUGCAAAUCACAUCAUUCCACUUUCAAUAUACCGCCCAGGGGAACGGAUCGAAUCGGGAGAAGGUGCCUGGGAUGUAGCUACCAUAUAUUUCCACGGAUGAGAUCGCAGUCGAAUCAUAUCAACGUGUUUAUCACCAGAACGCUUGUCAUCUUUAUUAAGGGAGACGUCCAUUGUAGCAUUGAUAUUAAAAAUAACUACAACUCUUUUCUGGUUAAAUAUACAUCGUGGCACAAUCGAUCCUUCCUCCCACAAAUCGAUCAUCCCAACGAAAACACACAGAAUACCAUCCAUCUGAAUAUCGAUCAAUGCGUAGCGUUGCGCACUGUGAACCCAAUGAGUUCCUCCUGCAGUUAGACUCAUGAUGUGUUACUGAUUUGCAUGCAAAUCAUCACCACUUGUACGCAAGUUGUAGAAUAUAUAUCUGUGAGCUCAAGAGAAUGAAGAUUAGAAUCCAACAACGAUACCUAACCCGAAGACAAUACACAAAAAUACCUUUAGCGAAAAUAUUAGGUGAACAUGCCAAGAUAAGAUAUUUAGAGUAAAGAGCAAUAUAUAUAUUAGACAAAAUCCGCACCUGUUAUCAAUAGCAUUUAAUGGGAAAGAGAGAAAUAACACCGUAUUUUAGAUGAUUGUGUAAAAUAUUUUUGGAAUAAAGAAAUAUGUGUGCCGAACCCGUUGAAAUACAACAAAAUAGUCGCGAUGUUGAAGAAAAAAAAUGACAAUAAAUUCAAUGAGCUGUAUAAUUAGGAUUAAAGGCAAUCGACGAGUUUGCCGAGAAUCUGCUCAAAAUGGCAAUAGUAAAGGAAAAAGACGUACGCUUCCCAUGUAUGUUAUGUAGCUUACAUUCCCCCUUCUAAGGAAAACUGUUAAUUAUUCUUGGGAGCUGAAAGUAGUUAAGUGUACUGUUUACUAUUCUCUCGCAUAUUUAUUACUGUGGUGAUAUUAGUCCUGUAAAAGGCAUCAAUUUCAAACAAAUAACAUUCUUCAUCUAUGCUUAGUAUAAAAUAAGAUAGAAAUGUCGUACGCGAAAAGAGUAGAAGAAAAAUACUAUAAACUA